AUGACCCGCACGAACUGGACGCCGAGCAAGGCGCCGUACCCCCCCGCACGCCGCUCGGAUGCAUCGACGACGUACGCCUCGGCGAAGCACGGAAAAGUGACCGUGCCCGAGCCGUACGACUGGCUCGAGACGCCCCCGUCGCAGAGCGAGGAGACGGCUGCGUGGACCAAAGCGCAGGCCGCGUAUACCGAUGCGUUCCUCGCCGAGUGUGGCGAUAAGGAGGCGUUCAAGAAGCGCCUCGAGCAGAACUGGGAUUAUGUGCGGACCUCGGCGCCGUCGCACAAGCGCGACGGCCGCUACUACUACUCGUACAACGCGGGCCUUGCGCCGCAGAGCGUGAUUUACCGUGCGACGCGCGAAGAGAUUGAUGCCGUGCACGGCACGUCGCAAAAGGAGCCGGUUGGCGAACUGUUCUUUGAUACCAAUGUCCUGUCCGACGACGGCACGGUCGCAUUGUCGCUGACCGCCUUUUCGCACACGGGCAAGUACGUCACGUACGGCCUGUCGGUCAGCGGCUCGGACUGGAUCAAGCUGUACGUGCGCCCGACUGAUGCGCCGCUCGUCUCGAACGACGGCACCGAAGGCGGCGCGGGCCGCCUGGCCGACGUGAUCGAGAACGUCAAGUUUUCCUCGGCCGUCUGGACGCACGACGACCAGGGCUUCUUCUACCAGCGCUACCCCGCCGUGUCGCACGAGGACAAGGGCACGGAGACGGAUGCGAACCAGGACGCCGAGUUGUAUUACCACCGCCUCGGCACGCCGCAGUCGGACGACGUGCUGGUCAUCGCCAGGGACGCAGCCACGCCGAGCUCGAUGUGGCAUCCCACCGUGACCGACGACGGAAAGUGGGUCCUCCUGGAGAACUCCAAGGACACGGAUACGAAGCAGCGCUUCUACCUCGCGCCGCUCGAGGGCCAGACGAUCGGCGCGUCGAUGCGCUGGAUUCCCAUCUCGACCGAAUUCAAGUACACGCUCGGCUACCUCGGCAACGACGGCAACCGCUUCUACUUUAUCACGAACAAGGAUGCGCCGAACUACCGCGUGGUCGCCCUCGACGUCGAUCCCGCGCAGGCGGUCGCGACGGAGCACGUCGCGGAGCUGACCGGGGCCAACGACGCGUUUGUCGACCUCGUCGCCGAGGACUCCAAGGCGAUCGUGACCUCGGCCAAGAUCGUCGACCAGAACAAGCUCCUGGUGCUUGUCUCGCGCGACGUCAAGGACGAGCUGUGGCUCCACGACCUCGAGGGCAAGCAGAUCACGCGCCUCCUGCCCGACCUGGUCGGCACCGUCGGCCAGGUCGCGGGCCUGCGCGAGGACCGCGAGGUGUUUGUGCUGACUGUCUCCUUCUCGAACCCCGGCACGGUGCACCGCAUCGCGUGGCAGGGCGAGCCGAGCAAGGUCGAGGGGCCGACGUCCGUCGAGGUGUACUCUGCGACGCACGUCGCCGGCAUCCGCCCGGAGGAGUACACGAGCACCCAGAUCUUUGUUCCGAGCAAGGACGGCACCGAGAUCCCCGUCUUUUUGACGUACCCCAAGUCGAUGCCGCUCGACGGCUCUGCCCCGGCGCUGGUCUACUUUUACGGCGGCUUCAACAUCCCGCUGAACCCCGUCUUUUCUCCGUCGAUGAUGACGUGGGUCGCGUCGUACGGCGGUAUCCUCGCGUUUGUCAAUGCGCGCGGCGGCGGCGAGUACGGCGACAAGUGGCACGAGGCGGGCAUGCUCUUUAACAAGCAAAACGUAUUCGACGACGUGAUGGCCGCGACGCAGCACCUGCACGAGCACAAGUACGCCGCCAAGGGCAAGAUCACCAUCAUGGGCGGCUCCAACGGCGGCCUGGGCGUUGCUGCCGUCGCAAACCAGUGCACCGACGCGAGCGGAAUCGGCGCGGCGAUCGCCGACGUCGGCGUGCACGACAUGCUCAAGUUCCCUCUGUGGACCAUCGGCAAGGCGUGGGCGGCCGACUACGGCAACCCCCAAGAGGACGGCGCGGCGUUUGACUACAACUAUGCCUACUCGCCGCUGCACAAUGUCACGCAAAAGGUCUAUCCGACGAUGAUUUUGGCGUGUGCGGACCACGACGACCGUGUCGUGCCCGCCCACUCGUUCAAGCUCGCAGCCGAGCUGCAGCACCAGCGCAAGGACAACCCCAACCCCCUGCUGCUCCGUGUCGAGCUGCAAGCCGGCCACGGCGCAGGAAAGAGCACGCAGAAGCGCAUUGACGAGGCGAGCGAAAAAUUCGCGAUUGUCGCACGGAUGCUCGGCCUGUCGCUGGCCAAGGGCUCGGCGCUGUAG
This is a messenger RNA of Malassezia japonica, 2292 nucleotides long. RefSeq names its product prolyl oligopeptidase. Gene Ontology annotation, cellular component: cytosol. Lineage: Eukaryota; Fungi; Basidiomycota; Malasseziomycetes; Malasseziales; Malasseziaceae. The transcript is spliced from 2 exons. Gene Ontology annotation, molecular function: serine-type endopeptidase activity; oligopeptidase activity. Bases 1 to 2292 code for a protein of 763 amino acids. Gene Ontology annotation, biological process: proteolysis. The record is from RefSeq and is a predicted model, not a curated record.